CGAUAAAGCUUGAUAAUGGACGACGGUUUUUUUAAAUGGUUUUUUUUUAUAUACACACUCUACAGGGUCAACAAAACAUUAAUUAUGGAAUCAAAGUCAUGUCGACAGAAAAAUGCUAUGAUUUCCUUAUCGAAACCAAAAUAUAAAACGUCUUUACCAGAAAAACAUAACACCUGGGGUAACCUAUUAAAUAAAAAAUCAGUUGGUACUAAUACAGUAAUAACUACUAAAAAUAAAGCUAAAAACCUUUCCAUUACUCCCAAGAUGAAUAUUAAAACAAUGACCAAGAGUGUACAAUGUAAUAAUUCACCUAUUGAUAGAAAAUGCAAAAAUUUUACUUCACUUUCUGUAUUCAAUCCCAUCAGAACAUUGCAAUUUUUACUAAAAGAAAUUAUGGAAUUCCCGAGUGUUCAAAAUGGAGACAUUGCAAAAAUUGUUAAUGAAAUGCAAGUGGUUGUGGGAAGAAUUGUUGAUGAAUAUGCUGAAAAUUUGCCUAAUUCUAAAUUAAACAAUAAUCCAGUUAUUAAUUAUAAUUCUAUGAUUCCGACAAGAGAUGAUGAUUAUUGUAAACAAUUAAGUUAUGUUAACAGUUCUCAAGAAAAUAAAUAUUUGUCUGCACUGCUAGGGAAAAUAUCAGAACUUGAAAAUAAUUAUAGUCUGCUAACAAAAGAUAACACUAAAUCUAAAGAAAAACUACAAUGUGUGACAUCUGAAAGAGAUAGAUUACUUGAGAAAUUUAAAGAAUCAUGCGAUUCUUUAGAAAUAUUGAAUAAUCGUGAACGGGAGUAUUUAGAUACAAUCACAGCACUUAAGUCCAAACUUAUAGCUUCAGACAAAUUAAUUAGAAAUCAAGAUAUCAUCAUUGCAGAUUUAAAUAAAAGAUUAAAUAAUUUACCAAUUCAAAAUGAAGUAAAGGAAAAUGUGAAUGGAAACAUUUCAAUUGAACAACAUAAUACUUACAAAACAGUGAGAAAAGAAAAUAAUGAAUUCAAUAAAAUCACAAAAUCAGACUUGGAUAAAUUAGCUAUUGCCAAUGCUUUUAAAAAUAAUGAAGUCUCCAAGCUCAUAUCAGAUAUAAAACAAAUGAAGCAAAUUGUAUUAACUGGAUUAGAUAAUACCAAUAUUGAAACUGUAUCAAUGACAUCUUUGAAAUCAGAAGACAAUUUAAAAAAGGAUUUUUCCAUGCACGGUGAAGAUAAUAAAAAUUAUAUCAACAAUGAUCUCGAUACACAGUAUACUGAAUAUAACAGAAAAGCAUCAGCCAUAAAAUUAGCUAAAACAGAACUUCAUCAAUUAUUUGAAACAAUUAAAACACAAGCUUAUCAUUCAAAAAAACUUUUCAGUUCCACUUUUGUAGAUAAUGAAAGAGUUUUAAGUGACAUUUCUGAUGAAGAAGAAAGCUCAAAUGUAUCAAACUUUAUGAGUGUAGUGACUCAUUCAAGUUGAUAAUUAUUUUGUACACUUUAAAAAAAUUUUUUAAAUGUAAAUAUAUAUAUAUAUAAAUGAAUA
This is a messenger RNA of Melanaphis sacchari, 1509 nucleotides long. RefSeq lists its product as uncharacterized. The record is from RefSeq and is a predicted model, not a curated record. Bases 16 to 1446 code for a protein of 476 amino acids. Lineage: Eukaryota; Metazoa; Arthropoda; Insecta; Hemiptera; Aphididae. The transcript is spliced from 8 exons.